This is a messenger RNA of Erinaceus europaeus (western European hedgehog), 1889 nucleotides long. Its product is annotated as sterol 26-hydroxylase, mitochondrial. The record is from RefSeq and is a predicted model, not a curated record. Gene Ontology annotation, molecular function: monooxygenase activity; heme binding; iron ion binding. The transcript is spliced from 9 exons. The coding region runs from base 76 to 1656 and encodes 526 amino acids. Gene Ontology annotation, biological process: cortisol metabolic process; C21-steroid hormone biosynthetic process; cholesterol metabolic process. NCBI's taxonomy places the organism in Eukaryota, Metazoa, Chordata, Mammalia, Eulipotyphla, Erinaceidae. Gene Ontology annotation, cellular component: mitochondrial inner membrane.
CCGCCUCCGCCCUCGGCCCUCCACCCUCCGAGCUGCCUCCCGGUGUGGGUGCGGGCGCUCCAGACCCGAAGAGCCAUGGCUGCGCUCGGCUGCUCCAGGCUGCGCUGGGCGCUGCUGGGCCAGCGAAUGGCCGGCUGCGGUCUCUGCCCGCCCGGGGCCAGAGCCAAGGCCGCCCUGCCCACCGCCGUCCCGACCGCCGACGACCCCGGGGCCGGGCCCGGCCAGCCGAGGCUGCAGAGCUGGGAGCAGCUGGCCGGGCCGGGGCCGCUGCAGUUCUUCUUCCACCUGUUCGUGCGAGGGUAUGUUCUGCAUCUGCACAAGCUCCAGACCCUAUACAAGGCCAAGUAUGGCCCAAUGUGGAUAAGUCACCUCGGGCCUCAGCUUCAUGUGAACUUGGCCAGUGCCCCACUCGUGGAGCAAGUGAUGCGACAAGAAAGCAAGUACCCAGUGCGGAAUGACAUGGAUUUAUGGAAGGCACACCGGGACUUGCAUGGCCUGGCCUACGGACCCUUCACCAUAAACGGGCACGGCUGGUACCAGCUGCGCCAGGCCCUGAACCAGCGGAUACUGAAGCCGACAGAGGCUGCGCUCUAUACAGAGGCCCUGAAUGAGGUCAUAGAUGACUUCCUGGUCAGGCUGAAGCAGGUGCGAGCAGACAGUGCGUCUGGGGACCAGGUGUCUGAUGUGGCUCACCAACUGUACGACUUUGCCUUGGAAGUCAUUUGCUACAUCCUGUUUGAGAAGCGCGUGGGCUGCCUGAGGCACCCCAUCCCGCCGGACACCAAGGCCUUCAUCCACUCUGUCCAGCUCAUGUUCCAGAAUUCCAUCUAUGUCACCUUCCUCCCCAAGUGGACCCAGUCACUUCUGCCCUUCUGGGGCCGCUACCUCGAGGGCUGGAACAACAUCUUCUCUUUUGGGAAGAAGCUGAUUGACCAGAAGCUCCAGGAGAUAGAGGCCCAGCCGCAGACAGAGGGCCAGACGUCUGGCUACCUGCACUUCCUGCUGAGCAACGGCCUGCUCAGCCCCCAUGAGGCCCUGGGCAGCCUGCCGGAGCUACUCCUGGCUGGCGUGGACACGACAUCCAAUACGCUGACGUGGGCCCUGUACCACCUUUCUAAGGACCAGGAGAUCCAGAAGACCUUGCACAAGGAGGUGGUGGGUGUGGUGCCUGCUGGGCAGGUGCCCCGGUACACCGAUUUUGCCCACAUGCCUCUGCUCAGAGCUGUGAUUAAGGAGACACUGCGCCUUUACCCCGUGGUGCCUGUGAACUCCCGGAUCGCUGUAGAAAAGGAGGUCAAAGUUGGUGGCUUCGUCUUCCCCAAGAACACCCAGUUUGUGUUCUGCCACUAUGUGGUAUCCCGGGACCCCAGCACCUACCCAGAUCCAGAGAGCUUCCAGCCCCAGCGCUGGCUGCGGAAGGGCCAGGCCAAGGACAGCGCCAAGACUCAUCACCCAUUCGGCUCUGUUCCCUUCGGCUACGGCGUCCGGGCCUGCAUGGGCCGCAGGAUCGCAGAGCUGGAGAUGCACCUGCUGCUGACUAGGCUGAUCCAGAAGUACCAGGUGGUCCUGGCCCCUGAGACCCGGGAGGUGAAGGACGUAGCCCGAAUCGUCCUCGUUCCCAACAAGAAGGUGGGCCUGCGCUUACUGCAGAGAUAGGCUCUCUGUCCUAUCUGCGUGUCCCAGGCCAGUGAUGCGCGAUUGCAGCCUUUCUAAGCGGAGAAGCAGAGAGAAAGCUGGAGAAACUCACCGCGCUUCCCAGAGACCCCUGAGCUAUGUCCAUAUUCAUCUUUCUGAGCAUCUUGCUUUCGGAUCGCAAGCUUGCCCCUUGUCACAUGCUCCCCUGGGGGGUGGGAGGGGACAGAAUAAAGGGAUGCUCAUUGAUACUUGAA